GGGAAUCCCAACUCAACUCAACGUCUUUGGCCUACAAACGUGGAAAUUAAUGAAAAUUCAGGGAAUGAGAAAACAGAGUAACUGACUAUGGUUUGAUUUUAACUACAUUUCCUUUAACUAAGAAUUAAAAACGGCAAUCAUUGUAGAACAUGGAUGCCACCAAGGCCAAAACAGUUGACAACAUAACAACUCUCAUUGUAUAUAACACCCCUUCCUCCUACCUACAAAACAUCCUCAAAUCUCCAACACAACAUCAAAAUGAGGCACUGCAUUUCAACACGUUGUUUUUUAACACUAGCUUUGUUUCUGUUGCUAAUCACAAGCAGCCAUGGUAUUGUUGUGCCAACCCAAAACCAACCGAGAAGCUUUGCAAACCAAUUUCUGAUACCCCAGAAUGCAGCACGUGCGUCGGUGAGGCAGCGUCCCUUGGUGUGGGACUACAAACUGGUACGGUACGCCCAGUGGUACGCAAACCAGAGGCGCAGUGAUUGUGCGCUGGAGCAUUCGAAUGGACCUUAUGGUGAGAACAUAUUCUGGGGGAGUGGGACGGGGUGGAAGCCAGCACAAGCUGUUAGUGCAUGGGUUGAAGAGCGUCAAUGGUACAAUUAUUGGCACAAUUCUUGUGCGGAUGGAGAGAUGUGUGGACAUUAUACUCAGAUUGUGUGGAACACUACUAGGAAGGUUGGUUGUGCUAGCGUUGUUUGCUCUGGAGGGAAGGGCACCUUCAUGACCUGCAACUACGACCCUCCUGGUAACUACUAUGGAGAAAAACCUUACUGAAUUUCUCUAAUUAUAACCACUCAGACAACACAAUAAUGUAUUAGGAUCCUCUGCCAUCUGUUUCCCAUGUGCCUUUAAUUCUUCCUCUGUCUCUUGUCUUCAAUCCUCUAGCUACUCUGUAUCCUUGUUUUUAUUGCUUGUCUAAUAUCAACACUAAAUAUCUAAUAGGAA
Vigna radiata var. radiata (mung bean) is the source of this 951-nucleotide messenger RNA. Its product is annotated as pathogenesis-related protein PR-1. The record is from RefSeq and is a predicted model, not a curated record. NCBI's taxonomy places the organism in Eukaryota, Viridiplantae, Streptophyta, Magnoliopsida, Fabales, Fabaceae. The transcript has a single exon. Gene Ontology annotation, cellular component: extracellular region. The coding region runs from base 259 to 780 and encodes 173 amino acids.